Balaenoptera acutorostrata (minke whale) is the source of this 1793-nucleotide messenger RNA. RefSeq names its product ribosome biogenesis regulator 1 homolog (gene RRS1). Lineage: Eukaryota; Metazoa; Chordata; Mammalia; Artiodactyla; Balaenopteridae. The transcript has a single exon. The coding region runs from base 105 to 1268 and encodes 387 amino acids. Gene Ontology annotation, biological process: ribosomal large subunit biogenesis; ribosomal large subunit export from nucleus; ribosome biogenesis. Gene Ontology annotation, cellular component: nucleolus; preribosome, large subunit precursor; nucleus. Gene Ontology annotation, molecular function: protein binding. The record is from RefSeq and is a predicted model, not a curated record.
GAGCGUCUGGGCGACCGCACGUGGUUGUAGUGCCGGGGCUUGAACCUAGCUGGCAGAGAAGUGAUUGCAACUGUCUCCCAGAGAGAGGGAGCCGAGCCGGAGCCAUGGAGGGCCAGAGCGUGGAGGAGCUGCUGGCAAAGGCGGAGCGGGACGAGGCAGAGAAGCUGCAGCGCAUCACGGUGCACAAGGAACUGGAGCUGGAGUUCGACCUGGGUAACCUGCUGGCCUCGGACCGGAACCCUCCGACCGGGCUGCGGCACGCGGGACCCACGCAGGAGGCCGAGCUGCGGGCCCUGGCGCGGGACAACACGCAGCUGCUAAUCAACCAGCUGUGGCAGCUGCCCACCGAUCGUGUGGAGGAGGCGCUGGUGGCGCGGCUGCCGGAGCCCACCACUCGUCUGCCGCGCGAGAAGCCGGUACCCCGGCCGCGGCCGCUUACACGCUGGCAGCAGUUUGCGCGCCUCAAGGGCAUCCGUCCCAAGAAGAAGACCAAUCUGGUGUGGGACGAGGGGAGCGGCCAGUGGCGCCGCCGCUGGGGCUACCAGCGCGCCCGCGACGACACCAAGGAAUGGUUGAUCGAGGUGCCCGGGAAUGCCGACCCCAUGGAGGACCAGUUCGCCAAGCGCAUUCAGGCUAAGAAGGAACGGGUGGCCAAGAACGAGCUGAACCGGCUGCGUAACCUGGCCCGCGCGCACAAGAGGCAGCUGCCCAGCGCGGCCGGCCUGCACCCUACCGGACACCAGAGUAAGGAGGAGCUGGGCCGCGCCGUGCAGGUGGCCAAGGUCUCCACCGCCUCUGUGGGGCGCUUCCAGGAGCGCCUGCCCAAGGAGAAGGCGCCCCGGGUCUCUGGAAAGAAGAGGAAGUUUCAGCCUCUUUUCGGGGACUUUGCAGCCGAGAAAAAGAGCCAGUUGGAGAUGCUGCGAAUAAUGAACAGCAAGAAGCCUCAGUUGGACGUUACCAGGGCCACCAAUAAGCAGAUGAGGGAGGAGGACCAGGAAGAGGCGGCUAAGAGGAGGAAAAUGAGUCAGAAGGGCAAGAGAAAGGGGGGCCGACAGGGUCCUGGGGGUAAGAGGAAAGGGGGCCCGCCCAGCCAAGGAGGGACGAGGAAAGGGGGCCCACCCAGCCAAGGAGGGACGAGGAAAGGGGGCCCACCCAGCCAAGGAGGGAAGAGGAAAGGGGGCUUGGGAGGCAAGAUGAAUUCCGGGCGGCCUGGCUUGAGUGGCAAGAGAAAAGGAGGGCAACACCAAGGAGGAAAGAGGAGGAAGUAAAUUUCACCCUCGGACCUGCUUGUAAACCAAGAACUGUACUUGAUGUUAAGUUCUAGGUACAGUAGGGGGAUGCAGAAGAUGGGGCCACUGCCUGCAUCGAGCUUCAGGUUAAAGGGCUAGGCUUGCCUUCCUCUGAAGAUGGUUGUAAAUGUUUGAUUCGACAAAUUAAUGCAUUUCCCACAACUAAAACUUUUGCUGGAGAUUAAAGGAUGUAUUUAAGGACAUACGAAUUAGGGAAAGAAUUUGUGGAAACUAGGAGUGAGUUCUGUUUUUAAACAGCCAUUUUUUUUUUCUCUUUAAACUUUGGAUGGGGUGUAAGGGAGAGAGCUGGUCAUAUUUCAGAGACUUUUAAUAGAUUGGUUUCUGCAUUAUUUUGAUAACAAGCUUGUGUAUUUAUCAAAGGAGGGAGACAGGUUACAUUUUCAGAACUGUUGUAAAGGUUAUUUAAUAGAACUGUCUGUGUGUAAUGUUGCCUUUAACUUUUUGGCUACUGGUACAAAUCUUAAGUAAAGCUUGUGACCUGGA